Gaeumannomyces tritici R3-111a-1 is the source of this 915-nucleotide messenger RNA. Its product is annotated as Apc13 domain-containing protein. The coding region runs from base 168 to 557 and encodes 129 amino acids. NCBI's taxonomy places the organism in Eukaryota, Fungi, Ascomycota, Sordariomycetes, Magnaporthales, Magnaporthaceae. The transcript is spliced from 2 exons. Gene Ontology annotation, cellular component: anaphase-promoting complex. The record is from RefSeq and is a predicted model, not a curated record. Gene Ontology annotation, biological process: positive regulation of mitotic metaphase/anaphase transition.
GAUGUGUGAAGGGUUCGAAUGUCCUUUUUGCUCUGCUUGGAUUGACCGAUACCCUAACCCUUGAACCAAACACAGGCAGUCAAUGGCGGAGUUUGAGCCCCGCCGCCUUUGCUCCCAGAACAAGACGCGGCAUCAUCAGCCUGGACAGACCAAAAACCACAGUAAAUAUGUCGCAAAACAAAGACGGCUGCUACACGCACAUCCACAUGCACCGGCAGCGCGACGCGGACCUGUUUGAGGAUUUUAGCAGGGACAAGCUGCCGGCCGACGAGAUCUUCGUGCCGGCGCACCACCAGCCCAUCAACCCCGAGGACGAGGACGACGUGGUGCCGGACCAGCACGCCGCCUUCGGCAUCACAAAGGCCACCCAGAAGACGAGGGAGGCCGCGUGGAAGGACCUGGGCCUCGCCGAGCUGAUGCACCGCGGGCCCGGCGCCGCCGCCGGAGGAGGAGGAGGAGGAGGAGGCUCGUCGUCGUCGGCUGUCGCCCCCACCGCCGGCUCGGCCAAGCGCGCGGCCAAGAAGCUCGCGCUUAGGCACCAGGGGAUGCCGCGGUGAUCGAGUGGCGGGAGGCGGGUCUGUGGCGUGGCUGGGGAGGAGGUGGUGAAGAUGAUUGGACAGCGUUUUAUGAUACAUCAUGUCUUGGGGGAGCAAUGAGCGAUACAACCGAUACCCAUUUCGUUUUGGAGGACAGACGCUGUUGACUAUUUUCUGUGCCUCGUGUCAUCAGGGCGUCACCAAGCCUAAUUCUCUCUAUACCUGUUUGGGUUUGCAGUAACUCCAAGUUCCGCGCCUACGUUAUCGUGCAAAGGAAAAUCCCAUUCUACAGUAGGAUAACGAUGAACCACCGAAACGCCACGCCUAUGCCCAACCAAGCAUCAUAAAAACCAAAACCAAUCCAAAAAUUCAUGCUUCG